Messenger RNA from Fundulus heteroclitus (mummichog), 3587 nucleotides. It is a transcript of the gene cop1, whose product is annotated as COP1 E3 ubiquitin ligase. The coding region runs from base 533 to 2620 and encodes 695 amino acids. The transcript has 20 exons. Gene Ontology annotation, biological process: proteasome-mediated ubiquitin-dependent protein catabolic process. The record is from RefSeq and is a predicted model, not a curated record. Lineage: Eukaryota; Metazoa; Chordata; Actinopteri; Cyprinodontiformes; Fundulidae. Gene Ontology annotation, molecular function: ubiquitin protein ligase activity; protein binding.
AGGAAAAAACUCGCAUCAAACUGGGGGAAGAAAAAUCCGCUUCAUUACUUUACUGAGAGAAAAGUGAGCGAAGACUUCCUGACCGCCAGGGGGCAGUAGUUGCAAACCCAAAUGCACAAACGCCUCUCCGGGUUGUUGAGAAAAUGCUCAAGAGUAGAGAUCACUUUCUGCUGCUAACAGCGGCUAGCCGGGUAAUCUCCUGGACAACGCAGUUGUGCUUAUUUUAACGCCCGUCCCAGUAUUCGUGUAUUUUAUAACCCAGUGAGUGUGCGAGGCGUCGUCAAUGAGAAGCGAGAGCCAGGCGACAGCGGGGAAGGCUCGGAGAGUCGCUUCAUGUUCGGCCACUGUUGCUUUCAUGCCAGGAUGCUAGCACAGAAGCAAGCCAGCUAGCUUGCAGACCUGCUAAAGCAGCCGAAAAGGAGCGCUGUCCGGAUGCUUUGAAGAACGACGCAUCGCGUUUUGGUGGAGCGUUGUGUGUGUUUUUUUGUUUGUUUGUUUGUUGGUUUGUUUUAUUGGAGACGGCCUUGCAGUGAUGUCUGGUAACCGGCCGCAGCAGAGCGGUGGUGGGGCAAGUUCAGUGCCUGGUACCAGCAGCAGCAGCAGCAACAACAACAGCAGCACUGGAGGCGCUGGAAGCAACGCCGUCACGAGUAAUGGCCCCGCUGCCGGGAAUGUUGUGCCCUCUCGGACACUGGCUGGAACCAGCGAGGGAGGAAGCUUCGCUUCCCUAACAGGCAGACCGUCGGCGGCGUCGGGCAGCAGAAAGAAGUCCCUCCACCAGGCUCCCCUGUACAACGGCCUCUUGAACUCCUACGAAGAUAAAAGCAACGACUUUGUGUGUCCGAUUUGCUUCGAAAUGAUAGAGGAGGCGCACAUGACAAAGUGUGGACACAGUUUUUGUUUCAAAUGUAUCCGCCAGAGCUUGGAGGACAGCAACAGAUGCCCCAAGUGUAACUAUAUUGUUGAUAAUGUGGAUCAGCUGUACCCUAACUUUCUUGUAAAUGAACUUAUCCUUAAGCAGAAGCAAAGGUCUGAGGAAAAAAGGCUAAAAUUAGAUCAUCCUAACUGGCCGCGGUGGCAGGUCUUCCAGGAUAUUUUGAGUCCUGAUCAAGAAAACCUGGACCUUGCGAAUGUCAAUCUGAUGUUGGAGCUGCUGGUUCAAAAGAAGAAGCAGCUGGAGGCGGAAUCCCAAGCAGCUCAGAGACAGAUCCUCAUGGAGUUCCUUAAAGAAGCCAGGAGAAACAAGAGAGAGCAACUAGAUCAGCUUCAGAAAGAGCUGAACUUCCUGGAAGAAGACAUUAAACGUGUUGAGGAAAUAAGUGGGCUUUACUCUCCGAUGAUGGAGGCAGAGUGCACUGUGCCUAAUGUUGAGGCUCCUUCUCCGGCACCCAGUAGUAUAAUCGAACCUCCAGAUUACAACACACCUCCAGGAUUUGGUGCAACAACCCAGGUGAAGCGACAGACUUGGUAUAACAGCACCCUGGCAUCAAGAAGAAAGAGGCUAACGGCUCAUUUUGAGGAUCUGGAGCAGUGCUACUUCUCCAACAAAAUGUCACGCAUCACAGAUGAGGGCCGCAACUUGAACCAGCUGGAUGAUUUUAUGGAGUGCUUGUCUAAAUUCACCCGCUACAACACUGUGCGGCCGCUGGCCACCCUCUCCUACGCCAGUGACCUCUAUAACGGCUCCAGUAUUGUCUCUAGUAUUGAGUUUGACCGCGACUGUGACUACUUCGCCAUCGCUGGUGUGACCAAAAAGAUCAAGGUUUUUGAGUACGGAACUGUGAUCCAGGAUGCGGUGGACAUCCACUACCCUGUCAAUGAAAUGACGUGUAAUUCCAAAAUCAGCUGUAUCAGCUGGAGCAGUUAUCACAAGAACCUUCUGGCCAGCAGCGACUAUGAGGGCACCGUCAUUCUGUGGGACGGGUUCACCGGCCAGCGGUCCAAAGUCUACCAGGAGCACGAAAAACGGUGUUGGAGUGUUGACUUCAAUCUGAUGGACCCCAAGCUUUUAGCCUCCGGUUCUGAUGAUGCCAAAGUAAAGCUGUGGUCAACCAAUCUUGACAACUCCGUGGCUAGCAUCGAGGCUAAAGCUAACGUGUGCUGCGUGAAAUUCAGUCCGACCUCCAGAUAUCACCUGGCCUUCGGCUGCGCAGAUCACUGUGUGCACUACUAUGAUCUACGCAACACUAAGCAGCCAAUCAUGGUGUUCAAAGGCCACAGGAAAGCGGUGUCCUACGCCAAGUUUGUGAAUGGAGAGGAGAUAGUUUCUGCGUCGACAGACAGUCAGCUGAAGUUGUGGAACGUCAACAAACCUCACUGCCUGCGCUCCUUCAAGGGUCACAUUAAUGAGAAGAACUUUGUUGGCUUGGCGUCCAACGGAGACUAUGUUGCCUGUGGCAGCGAAAACAACUCUUUGUAUCUGUACUACAAAGGACUUUCCAAGACACUGUUAACGUUCAAGUUUGACACGGUCAAAAGUGUCCUGGACAAGGACAAGAAGGAAGACGACACCAACGAGUUUGUCAGCGCCGUCUGCUGGAGGGCGCUGCCUGACGGAGAGUCAAAUGUUCUUAUUGCUGCAAACAGUCAAGGAACAAUCAAGGUGCUUGAGCUCGUCUGAAAAGCUGUGCGUCUCGUGCCGACUUUAGAACCACGGUCAGCUUUCCUGCCUGACGGAGGACCAGACGGAUGGAGGGAGAUCUCAGGCUUCCCGCAGAGCACCAAGAGAGCUAAAAUACCCAACGGAACUGCUCCUAUUUUAGUUUUAUUUUGUGGUCUGGUUUCUUUUUUGUGGGCAGCGGGACACACGUGGGACCAGUGUCAGUAAAGCAGGUGAUGCCGGGGGGGGUUUUUCCGGGUGUUUUUGGCAACAACACAAGGACUGAAAUUGAGGCCCAAAGCCCAAGGAGACUUUGAAGAAAGGCUUUUUUGUUUUAUUUUACAGCAUUAUAUUAGCUUCAGUAAAACCUCUUUCUUUUAGGUCAAAUCAAAGUUUAUAUUUUUUUUUAUCAAGUUUCUUUUUUUUUUUACCGUUUGGUGCGUUUUCUCUUUUAAAGGCCAAAGCACAAGACAGAAUGACAUGCAGAAAUGUCUUCACUGAAAGCUUUUAUCACCCAUCAUUGUUUGUCUACCCUCUGGUUCUCCCCUUUCUUGUAGCUUUUCAAUCCGCCAAAUUGGGAGAAAGUUGUUUUAAUAAAUAUGACUUGAAUUUCAUCCACGUUAGUCUGAAAUCACAGUGAGCGUCUUCUUAGUUAAAGGCCGCUGCGCUCCGUGGAACUGGAAUAUUUGUUGUCUUUGGGCUGUUUCUUGCUUGAUAAAACAUCAAAACCUUGCAGAAUCGGGUUUUAGAUCUUUUAUAGUAGCAACGGAAACUUUCUUCAUGUACUUUAGGCUUCAAACGUGUCACCUGUGCUGAGCGGCACUGUAAUUUAAGGAGAACUGCUGUCAGUUUUUGUUGUGUGGAGAUCCAUUAAGACGCAUGGAGAGGAUUGAAGAGGCACCACCGAGACCUGCCUGUUUUAUGACGACUGAGUGAGAGAGAUGUUUUUGUAUUUGUAUAACUGAAUAAAUUAUUUCAGAACAACCUC